AUGGCAACAACAUAAUAAGAAUUACUCUAAUAACUGUAUGAUUUAAGAAAUGAAUUCUACGAGUAAUUAAAAAAUGUUAAGGCUGGUUCUGAGAAUCAAGGAGAAAUAGCUACAUUGUAAGAUUAAAACAGAAGAUUUGCUUAUAGAAUAGGUCACCUCACAAAGGCUAUUGAUGAAUUGAUUAAAUCAGAAAAUCAAUUACGCACAGAAAAUGCCCAAUUAUAAGCUAAAGUGGCGGAAUUGGAGAAGAAAUGAAUAGCAUUAAAUACAUAUUAUAAUAGACCUUCUAUUUUUACCUAAUUAAAA
Molecule: messenger RNA, 306 nt
Organism: Paramecium tetraurelia
Lineage: Eukaryota; Ciliophora; Oligohymenophorea; Peniculida; Parameciidae
Exons: 3
Source: RefSeq, a predicted model, not a curated record